UGGACUACAAGAAUUUGGAUUGGGCCCGAUCCAUUAAAUGGAGCUUUCCUCUUGAGCUAACCCAUGUCAAACCUUAUCAUCAAAUCCCUAAUUUUCCUCCUAAACUAAGCCCUAAGCCAAAUGCAAAUCCCGGUUCAAACCUUGGUAUAAAACCCAAAAAAAUCGCGGAUGAACAGUGGCUGCGUCUACUGUUCAUCGUGCCAACGGCGAUUUCCUCUCCGUGAGCGCGCGCAUGCCCCCGAUUCCAGUGAUAAUCUGAUCUUGAGUUCCAGAUCCAUAGAGGAGGAUGCAAGGAAGCUGCUGACCUAAUUUCCUGAAGCUGGAGGUUUGCCAAAGAGGUUUCGACGGCAAGCUUUGCUGGGAUUCGAUUCUUCAUUCUCCGCCCCUGUUAGAAUGGUGUUGACAGCAGGAAUUCAUCAGCCAUCUUCAGGAAUCAUCAAAGAGGUCUCUCUGGUGGUUCUUGACUUGAAUCCAGCCACAUUCAACGCCCCAUCAGCAAGUCAUUGCUGAGCACAGAAUAGAAUUGCAGAUCCAGGUUUCGACAAUUCUGCACAGAUCUGAACUUGUGUUCUUCCAGAGAGGUUUCUUUGGCUAAGAUCAGUCUUCAUGUGAUAAGUUACUUGAUAUUGAUCCGGAAAUUGAAAGGACCUUCAGAGCUUUGAGAAUUCAGGAGAAAAUUUCAGAGGACUCAGGAAGUUCUUUAUCAUCUUCAGAUACCCCCAUGGCUGAUCAUAGUAGGACAAUGAAGGAGCUUGCAGCUCCUGAUGAAGCUUUUAAAUAUUCAUGCAUCACUUAUCCAACUCUAGCUGGUGAUUUUGAGCUGAGAUCAGGGUUGAUUCAUUUGCUUCCCAAAUAUCAAGGAUUAUCUGGAGAGGACCCAAACAGACAUUUGCAUGAAUUCCAUGUGGUUUGUUCAACCAUGAAGCCACAAGGAAUUUCAGAAGAGGAUAUCAAGCUAAGGACUUUUCCAUUUUCACUUACUGGAGUAGCAAAAGAUUGGUUAUAUUAUUUGCCACCGGGAUUUAUUACUUCAUGGAUUGAUAUGAAGAAGGCUUUCUUGGAAAAAUUCUUUCCAGCCUCAAGGACUGCAACAAUUAGGAAAAGCAUCUGUGGGAUUCAACAAGUAGUGGGAGAAACACUUUAUGAUUAUUGGGAGAGAUUCAAGAAACUAUGUUCAAGUUGUCCCCAACACCAAAUAAGUGAGCAGUUAUUAGUCCAAUACUUCUAUGAGAGUUUAUUACCUAUGGACAGAAGUAUGAUAGAUGCAGCAGCUGGAGGAGCUUUAGUAAACAAGACUCCAGAGCAAGCACGGGAACUAAUUUCGAACAUGGCUGAAAAUUCACAGCAAUUUGGAAGUAGAGCACUCACUACUAGAGGAGUUGGUGAAGUUCAAAUGGUUUCUAAUGAACAAAAGGAGAUAAAGAAUUCAUUGAUGGAAUUAACGACCUUGGUGAAACAAUUAGCCUUGAACAAUGCUACUCAACCUUCUGUUGUGCCGAAUAUGCAAUUUCCAUGUAAACAAAGCAUAGUUUGUAGCAUUUGUUCGAGUCCAGAUCACCUUUCAGAACUUUGUCCAAAUCUCAUUCAAGAUGAAUCUUUGGCAGCAUUCUCUAGAGCUCAGUUCCAACAAAAACAUGACCCGUAUUCAUCUACAUAUAAUCCGGGUUGGAGAGAUCAUCCAAAUUUGAAGUAUGGCAAUUCAUUCUAUCAACAUCCAUCUUCAAAUCAGCAUUUCAACCACACUUCCAGCAAUUUCCAGCAACCUCAGCAAGGUUUCCAGCAGCAUAAUCAGAAUUUCCAGCAAGGUUUUCAUCAUCAUUACCAACCUGCAAAUCAAUAUCAGCAAUCGUAUCAGCCUUAUCAGCAAUUUCAGAAUCAGAAUCAGAAUCAGCAUUAUCAAUAUCAAAAUCAGAAUUUCCAGCAAUCAAUUCCAGCACUUCCAGCACCUACAAAGAUGAGUUUAACUCAAGGAGGUUCCAAUAAUGUUUCAAAUUCAGAUCCACAGCAAGCUAGAUUGGAGGAAUUGAUGCAGCAAAUUCUUCAGCAACAACAAAAUCAGGAAAGGCAGAUUGGGCAAUUGGCUUCUAGCAUUAAUCAGAUUCAAGCUCAGGGAUCGAGUCAAUUGCCAUCUCAAACAAUUCCUAAUCCUAAAGGGAACGUUAGUGCAUUAACUUUAAGGAGUGGGAGAAAAAUUUCAGAAUCUUCAAGAGGAAGAGCUGCUGCUAAAAAUUUUUCAGAAAUCCAGCCAUCCAGUUUCAGCAAUGAAGAACUCCCAGAAGUGCAGAAUGUGCCAGUUUCAAGUUCUAAUCCAAUUCACAUUGAUCCCUACGGUUUGGAGCAUGCACAAGGAGGUGGAAAUCUGAUGCCAGAUUUUUCCAGCAACUCUUGUCCAGCUGAACAUUUUCCAGCAACAACUUCAGAAAGCAGCAAAUCUGGAAAUGCAGGAUUUCAGAAUUCAGAGAAGAACAUUCCAUUGCCUUUCCCUCAACGCAGAGUUCAACCAAGGAAGAAUGUAGAGGAAGAGAAAGCAAAGGAGUUCCAGGAGCUUGUGGACUUAUUCAGCAAGGUGGAAGUAAAUGUUCCUUUACUCACAAUGAUCAAGCAAAUUCCAAAAUAUGCGAAAUUUUUUAAGGAUCUUUGUGUGCACAAGAAGAAAUUGAAGGGGAAUGAGUUGAUUAGCAUGGGCAAGAAUGUGUCUGCACUUCUUCAAACAGUUCCUCAGAAAUGCGAAGAUCCUGGAGUUUUUACGGUUCCUUGUGAAAUUGGGAGUAAUCUGUUUAAAGAUGCCAUGCUAGAUUUGGGAGCUUCAAUUAAUGUGAUGCCAAAAUCAGUUUUUCAGACAUUAGGGAUUGGACCAUUACAACCUACAGGAGUAGUCAUUCAGUUAGCUGACCGCAGUCAGACUCAUCCAGCUGGAGUUAUUGAAGAUGUAUUGGUGAAGGUGAGAGAACUUAUCUUUCCUGCAGAUUUUUAUAUCCUCGACAUGGAGGGAGACUAUCUGGCCAGUAGAUCUCCACUCAUUCUUGGACGACCAUUUUUGAAGACUGCAAGGACCAAGAUUGAUGUUCACGCGGGCACACUUUCUAUGGAGAUAGGAGACACAGUGGUCCGAUUCAGUAUUCUUGACGCUAUGAAGCAUCCUAGAGAGGAUCAUUCUAUUCUUAGUUUGGAUAUUUCGGAGAUUGAUUCAGAUUUUGCAGAGGGAGGUAUAGGUGAUUUUUGGUUUUCAGAGGAUAUUUCAGCCUUGGGAGUGGAUGAUGAGUCUUGUGGAGUAUUUCCGAGUGAGAGAGAUAAUUUAUGCGUAGGGGAUUGCUUAGGAGAAGCUCUAUCCCUAGGAUCGCCCAGAGAAGAGAAAUUUUGCGUAGGGGAUUACUUAGGAGAAGCUCUACCCCUAGGAUCGCUUUCUAUCAAUCAGACACAAGAUGAGUUGAAGCCAUUGCCUCCACACUUGAAGUAUGCUUAUUUAGGAGAGAACCAGCAGUUCCCUGUCAUCAUUGCCCAGAAUCUAGAACCAGAACAAGAAAGCAGAUUAUUAGAGAUUUUGAGGCAGCACAGGAAGGCCAUUGGAUGGACUUUAGCAGAUAUUCCUGGUAUUAGUCCUUCUAUUUGCAUGCACAGGAUUUACUUGGAGGAGGAUGUGAAACCAGUGAGACAGCCCCAGAGGAGACUUAACCCAUUGAUCCUUGAUGUAGUAAAGAAAGAGGUGACUAGACUUCUACAGGCAGGUAUCAUUUACCCUAUUUCUGACAGUAAGUGGGUAAGUCCUAUCCAUGUGGUUCUAAAGAAAUCAGGGGUGACAGUUGUGACUAAUGAAGAGAAUGAGUUAGUGCCCACCAGAGUGAAGAAUUCUUGGAGAGUUUGUGUGGACUAUAGGAAACUGAACCAAGCAAGCAGAAAGGACCACUACCCCCUACCUUUUAUUGAUCAGAUGUUGGAAAGACUAGCGGGCAAGUCACAUUAUUGCUUCCUAGAUGGUUACACGGGAUAUUUUCAGAUUUGCAUCGACCCAGAGGAUCAGGAGAAGACCACCUUCACUUGUCCUUUCAGUACAUUUGCCUACAGAUGGAUGCCAUUUGGAUUAUGCAACGCUCCAGGAACUUUUCAGCGAUGCAUGAAAUACAGAAAUGCAGAUGUGUGCAGAAAUGUAGAAACUGAAAACAGAAUUGCAGAUGUGUGCAGAAAUGUAGAAACUGAAAACAGAAUUGCAGAUGUGUGCAGAGUUGCAAAAGCUGAGAGCUGGGAUAUCAUGAAAUUGCUAUUUAGAGGGGAAGUGCUGGGUGAAGUAUCUGCCAUGAAAAUUAGCAUCAAGACUAAGAGAACAGCAUUGAAUGCCAUGGACGAAAAUUAG
Zingiber officinale is the source of this 4348-nucleotide messenger RNA. RefSeq lists its product as uncharacterized. Bases 722 to 4348 code for a protein of 1208 amino acids. The transcript is spliced from 5 exons. NCBI's taxonomy places the organism in Eukaryota, Viridiplantae, Streptophyta, Magnoliopsida, Zingiberales, Zingiberaceae. The record is from RefSeq and is a predicted model, not a curated record.